Messenger RNA from Phragmites australis (common reed), 2342 nucleotides. Its product is annotated as receptor-like serine/threonine-protein kinase At2g45590. The record is from RefSeq and is a predicted model, not a curated record. Gene Ontology annotation, molecular function: ATP binding; protein kinase activity. The coding region runs from base 143 to 2170 and encodes 675 amino acids. The transcript has a single exon. Lineage: Eukaryota; Viridiplantae; Streptophyta; Magnoliopsida; Poales; Poaceae. Gene Ontology annotation, biological process: protein phosphorylation.
CUGUGAGACUGAAACCCACGCCACGCACAUGAGCAGAGUCGCGGAGUCAAGAGGCAUGUGAUCUGGAAGACUCGGCUCGAGCUGGGAGGAAACGCGAAUUAAUGGUGGAAAGCCGCACCGCUUUCCGCCGCCGCCCAUCCCGAUGCCCUCGCGCCAGCCACCUCUCCCCUCGCCCUCGCCGCCGCCCGCCGCCCGCCACCACCAGCGCCGCCCUCACCUCGCCGCGGCGGGGGCGGGGGCGGGGGCGGCGGCGGCGCUGGUGGUGGUCGCGGUCGUGCUCGUGGUGAUGCUGUGGUGGCGGAGGAGGAAGCGGGCGUGGGCAACGGGGAAGGAGACAGAGGGUGCGGGGGUCCUGCGGCGCGUGUCGUACCGGCAGCUGCGGCGCGCCACGGGAGGGUUUGUGGCGGGGAAUAAGCUGGGACAAGGCGGGUUCGGGCCCGUGUUCCGCGGCGUGCUCUCGGUGAAGGGAGGCGGAGGAGGAGGGAAGGAUGGGCGGCCCGUGGCCGUCAAGGUCAUGCACGCCGCGGGGUCGCUGCAGGGCGAGCGCGAGUUCCACAACGAGAUCGCCGUCGCCUCCCACCUCCUGGCCUCGGCUGCGGAGCCCGGUGAGGAGGCUCGCGACUCCAUCCUGCUACCGUUCGCGUACUCGAUGUCGGCGCGGGGGGAGGCGCGGGCGCGGCGGAUGAUGCUAGUGUACGACCUGAUGCCCAACGGGUCGCUGCAGGACGCGCUGCUGGGGCGGCGGCGCCCGGAGCUCGUGCAAGAGUGGCCGCGCCGGCUCGCGGUGGCGCGCGACGUCGCCGCUGCGCUCCACUACCUCCACUCCGUCGUCAAGCCGCCGGUCGUGCACGGGGACGUGAAGCCCAGCAACGUCCUGCUCGACAUGGACCUCCGUGCACGUCUCGCGGACUUCGGCCUCGCCCGCGUGAAUUCCGACCUUGACCCCGACGGCAAGCCGGAGAGCGGCGUGAUUGCUGAAGGCGACGUGAUUGCCGAAGGGGGUGAUGUGAAUGGGAAUCCCGAUGGGGGAUGUGACGAUGACGUCUCGGUGGUGGCGGAGAGCACAGUGACUACUACGGUGAACGGGGAGGCGAAUAUUGCGCCCAAAUCGCCGGAGGAUGAUGAGGGCUUCACAUCUGCAUCACCGGCAGAGGCCGCGUCCACUUCUGGGUUUGACAGAACAAGCGUUGACAGUGGUGUUAACAGCCGCAGCUGCAAUGGCGGCUCACGUACCGGUGGUGCCACGGCAUCAGGCACUGGGAGUGACUGGUGGUGGCGGCAGGACAACGGUGCAGCGAGCAAUGGCGUAAAAGACUAUGUGAUGGAGUGGAUUAGAUCAGAGAUCAAGAAGGAGCGCCCCAAGAGCGACUGGAUUGCAGGGGCAGCUGUGACAAAUCCAGUCUCAGAGAGGAAGAAAACGAAGCGGAGGGCUCGGGAAUGGUGGCGUGAGGAUUAUGUCGAUGAGCUCACCAAGAAGCAGAAACGACGGUCACUUGCCAAAUCGAAGAGCGAGCAGACAGGUUUGCAAUGGUGGGAGAGGGAUAUUGAUGAUGACUUGGAUGAGAAGGCGCGGUCCAAGUGGAAUAUGGUGAAGAGCUGGAGUCGGAGGAGCAGCAAUAGCAACAGCAAUGGCAAUGGCAGCAUUAACUGGUGGGUGAACGGUGCAAGAAGCAGCCGUGACUGGGCAAGUGGUGAAUUCGUGCCCAAGAGCGGCGGUACAGUGAGCAGCACGCCGAGCAUGCGAGGCACGGUAUGCUAUGUGGCUCCAGAGUACGGUGGCGGCGGCCCUUUAUCGGAGAAAUGUGACAUCUACAGCUACGGCGUCCUGUUACUUGUUCUUAUCUCCGGGCGCCGGCCAUUGCAGGUGACAGCGUCGCCCAUGUCCGAGUUUGAGAAGGCAAGCCUUAUAUCUUGGGCAAGACACCUUGCACGCGCCAGCCGCCUGCUUGAUCUUGUUGACCCUGCCCUGCGUGAUGUUAACCAUGACGAGGCUCUGCUCUGCAUUACUGUCGCACUGCUCUGCAUCCAGAGGUCUCCAACUCGUCGACCAUCGAGUGAGGAGGUGAUUCGGAUGCUCUCUUGUGAGGGAGAACUGCCAAAGCUCCCGCUGGAGUUCUCGCCGUCGCCACCUGGUGGGUUCCCUUUCAAAUCCCGGAAGAAAGUUCGGUGAGUUGGUUUCGGUUCUUGCUUAGAUGCAAAAGGUAGCAUUAACCUUGUGCCUUUAUGUAUGUUUUUUUGUUGUACACAUUCCUAGUUUCUGUCUUCUUUUUUACUUACUACUAAUAUAUAAAUCUCCCUGGAGGAAAAAGGUAACGAUAAUCUCAAUUCACAUUUGACAAGAA